GUAGAAUCCUUACCUUUGCACCGGUCUUGUGAAUUGUGCCUAUAUAAACAGUACCGAAACCUCAAAGAAAGCACACAUCAUUAGAAGUGAAUUUACAAAGAAAUUCAAAAGCAAAGCAAGAAUCAUGAAUUCCAAUAUUUGCAAUUGGAAACAAAAUCAGGUUCUUCCCACAGAGGAAGCAAAGGGGGAUGACACUUACCUCUCAGCUUUGACACUAUGCUUCAGCCGAAUUUUCCCUGCAAUCUUGAACGCUGCUGUUGAUCUGAAUUUGUUUGAUAUCAUAGCCAAGGCAGAGAGUUCAUCUUUGUCAGCCUCGGAAAUUGCUUCUUUGCUGCUUCCAAAUCCACACCCUCAAUUGGCUAAUAGGCUUGAACGCAUAUUGCCUGUGUUGGCAAGUUACUCUCUUCUCAAUUGCUCCAUUCGCACCAAUGAAGAUGGUGUGAGAGAGAGACUCUAUGCUCUCUCACCAAUUGGUCAAUACUUUGCGUGUGACAACGAUGGAGGCUCUUUGGGUCCUCUCUCAAGCUUAUUUCAUCGUGGAUAUUUUCACGUCUUGAAGGAUGUAAAGGAUGCAAUUAUGGACCCUAACAACAACGACCAUUUCCAAAAUGUCCAUGGAAUGCCUCCUUAUCAAUAUAUGAAGACAGACGAAGAACUUAAUAAACUAUUUAACAAAGCGCUAGCUCAAACUGGUCCACCUGCAAUGAAAAUGCUCCUUAAACUAUACAAAGGAUUUGAACAAGUAUCAACACUGGUUGAUGUUGGAGGUGGAGUUGGUGAGACCUUAAAACAGAUUAUCUUUGACUACCCAUCGAUCAAAGGAAUUAAUUUUGAUUUGCCUCAAGUGAUUCAAGAUGCACCACCCCAUCCAGGAAUAGAACAUGUUGAAGGAGAUAUGUUUGAAAGUGUUCCCAAGGGUGAUGCCAUUUUACUUAAGCUUGUAUGUCACAAUUGGUUAGACGAAGACUGUGUAAAGUUUUUAAGGAAUUGCCACAAAGCUUUGCCACAACAUGGGAAGGUGAUUGUUAUAGACUAUAUAAUUCCAGAAGUUCCGGAUUCAAGCAAAAUUUCUAUGCAAACUUGUGUUGCUGAUAGUCUCAUGUUUUUAGUAACAAGUGGAAAGGAAAGAACUGAGAAAGAAUUUGAGAGCUUGUGCAGGAAUUCUGGAUUUUCUGGAUUUCAUGUUGCAUGUAGAGACUCACCGUCGGUUCUAUCAGUGGUGGAAUUUUAUAAAUAAAAUUUAUGCUAUUACUUGUGAAGGAUGAUGACGAGCAUCAUAAAUAAAAUCAGUUCUUGAAGGAUGAUGACGAGCAUCAUAAAUAAAAUCACUUAUCAUAUUUAUGCUAUAUAUCACUUAGAAUUUGGAUAUGUUAGCAAUUUUCAUAAUGUUGAAGGAAGAAUAUUGUACCAAAUCAUAAAAGGAAAUAAUGUCUAAUGAUUCUAAUCUAUGAAGAAUCUAUUUUAUUGAUGAUGA
Messenger RNA from Glycine soja, 1474 nucleotides. RefSeq names its product isoliquiritigenin 2'-O-methyltransferase-like. Lineage: Eukaryota; Viridiplantae; Streptophyta; Magnoliopsida; Fabales; Fabaceae. Gene Ontology annotation, biological process: methylation. The transcript is spliced from 4 exons. The record is from RefSeq and is a predicted model, not a curated record. Gene Ontology annotation, molecular function: S-adenosylmethionine-dependent methyltransferase activity; O-methyltransferase activity; protein dimerization activity. Bases 125 to 1237 code for a protein of 370 amino acids.